Messenger RNA from Lottia gigantea (owl limpet), 730 nucleotides. RefSeq lists its product as hypothetical. NCBI's taxonomy places the organism in Eukaryota, Metazoa, Mollusca, Gastropoda, Lottiidae. The coding region runs from base 6 to 527 and encodes 173 amino acids. The record is from RefSeq and is a predicted model, not a curated record. The transcript is spliced from 3 exons. Gene Ontology annotation, molecular function: DNA-binding transcription factor activity. Gene Ontology annotation, biological process: regulation of DNA-templated transcription.
AAAUAAUGACAGCCAUGUGUGAUUUCUCCGAUCUGCUGGACGAUGACUGUUUUACAAUGACUAAUAAUAAUACGAUGAGUCAAAAUAACCAAGAAGAAAAUGAUGUGCUCAGUGCUGCUCAAUUGUCUUUACAGACGGGUUCUGUAAUGCCUAUUCUUAAACAGGAAUUGAGGUAUUCAAUAUUAGUUCGGAGGAAUUCGGAAGGGAAAAGUGAGGUAGACACGCAACCUAUACUGAACACAUCAAACGAGCUGUCGGAAUAUGAGAUUGAAAAGAAAAAACGACGGAGAGAGCAAAAUCGUAAGGCAGCCUGGAGGUUUCGUCAGAAAAAUAGAAGUAAAAGUUCACAAUUAGAAACGGAUAUCCAAGCCUUAGUAAAAGAAAACGACAAAUUACGAAAGAUUCAGAAUGACUUGAUUAUUGAGAGAGAUAAUUUGUUAGAUAAAAUGAAAGAACAUUUUCAGAUCUGUAAUUUUCGUCCUGUUGGUUUACAAUGUGAUUUGAAUUUAUUAUUUUCAAGGCAUUAAGCUCGAAUAUAAAAUUCAAUGAACAUAUAAACCAGGUGUAUUUUAUAGUUAUUUUUGUAAAAUGUCGUGUUUUGCAAAUAUUGUGCUUAGUAAUUACUGCUUUGUAAAUAUUGUGCUUUAUAUAUAUAUCAUGCUUUGUAUAUAUCAUGCGUUUGUAAAUAUUGUGCUUUGUAAAUAUUGUGCUUUGUAUAUAUCAUGCUUUG